AUGCCUCCUCUGGCCAAGCAGCCACUGACCCCGAGUGUCGAUUCUCGAUUCCUGUCGAAACUGAAAGAGAAGAAGAAGAGGAGAGAGGCUGCGAAAGCUUUAUAUCCUCUCGUGAUGCAAGCCUUUCGUAACGCCGGAGCCAUGAGGUUUGUGCAAGGGCGUCGUCUGUUUGCAAUGGUUUCAGGCCACUAUCCACCUGCACCCGAACCUGAUCUGCCUCAAAUCUCGUCGAUGGAUCCCUUUGGUAGGCCCCAGCCUCACCCCAGUGUCUUGGAGACGAUUGAGCAUAUGAGAAACCUCACUCAUUUGAUCCUGGGCCUUCCAAACCCUCCCGAGCCCGCCAAAGUAACCACCGGUGAUUUUGUUGUGAAGUUGGUCAAGGUUGAUCCUGGCAAUAACUGGACUGUGCUUACAGAAGUUGCAUGGGUCAAAUCGCUGGAUUCUAUCCCAGUGAUAUUGUCUCAAUUCGAUUCAAUCUCUGAUGUGAAGCCAUUCAUAAUGGGGAAAAACCCUCUACACCUGGGAGUCAAGAGCUUAGUAGUUGAACGUGAACUGUCUUCUGGUCCGGUUCAAAAUUUCCGAUCGUACCUUCAUCAUCCAACAAUGACCUUGAGCUCAUUUACGAUCGCACCUUCAUCAUCCAACAAUGACCUUGAGCUCAUUUUCUUGACCUCAUCACUCGACUAUACGAAUAACUUCUUCGCCGUUUUACAAAACUCACUGUCACAUUCAAGAGCGAGCGAAGGGGAGAGAGAGAGAGAGAGAGUCAAGUCACUUAAUCCCAUGAAUCGUCUCCUACUUCAUCGUCCGUAA
This is a messenger RNA of Thlaspi arvense, 813 nucleotides long. The record is from the annotation of a GenBank genome assembly. Lineage: Eukaryota; Viridiplantae; Streptophyta; Magnoliopsida; Brassicales; Brassicaceae.